Clonostachys rhizophaga is the source of this 429-nucleotide messenger RNA. Lineage: Eukaryota; Fungi; Ascomycota; Sordariomycetes; Hypocreales; Bionectriaceae. The record is from the annotation of a GenBank genome assembly.
AUGUCACUAACAGUUGACGAAGUUCGCGCUGGCUUCGUUGUCUCUGUGGCACAGGAAGAGAAGAGGCACGGCGAGCCAACCAUCUUCAGUGCCACGCAAAUUCCAACUGUCAAUUCACUACCUAUAGUUCCUCCUGCCAGAAGUCAAAACACUCAGAGUAUUGAUUUCUCUGUCGGGCCGAUCAAGAUCAUUGGCUACAUCGAUACGGACAGUUUUGAGGUAGGUGUUAGGGUUGACGUGUUUGGGGCACAUAUCUUCAACCUUUUCGGCAAUUUGAAAGAUGGCAUUGUGGGAAGGAUUGAUCUCUUCCUCGCGAAAGGAGAGAUACAUCUCUAUUUAAAGAAUGGAAACGAAGUGUGGCUUCACUAUGAUGUUAAGGUGGCAUUUGAUGGCCAUUUCCAGGAUGACGUCAGACUCUUGACUAUUUGA